AUGUUUCUAACAUUUUCAAGAAAAAAUAUGUCCCAAAAACUGAGCAUGUUUUUACUGGUUUUUGGCAUCAUCUGGGGUUUGAUGUUGCUACGCUACACUUUUCAGUACCCAAGACGCCAAAGUAGCGCAGAGUUGCGUGGACAGAUACUAGAUCUAAGCAAAAGAUACGUCAAAGCACUGGCAGAAGAAAAUAAGAACUUAAUGAAUGGUGGCGGUGGAGCCUCUAUGGCAGGAUAUG
Molecule: messenger RNA, 238 nt
Organism: Nestor notabilis (Kea)
Lineage: Eukaryota; Metazoa; Chordata; Aves; Psittaciformes; Psittacidae
Product: coiled-coil domain-containing protein 126-like
Exons: 1
Source: RefSeq, a predicted model, not a curated record